This is a messenger RNA of Zonotrichia leucophrys gambelii, 366 nucleotides long. RefSeq names its product urotensin 2 (gene UTS2). The transcript has 4 exons. NCBI's taxonomy places the organism in Eukaryota, Metazoa, Chordata, Aves, Passeriformes, Passerellidae. Gene Ontology annotation, biological process: regulation of blood pressure; blood vessel diameter maintenance. Bases 1 to 366 code for a protein of 121 amino acids. Gene Ontology annotation, molecular function: hormone activity. Gene Ontology annotation, cellular component: extracellular region. The record is from RefSeq and is a predicted model, not a curated record.
AUGCAUAAACUGAUACUUUGCUGUCUCAUUAUCAUCUGCUUCUCCUGUCCUCUCUUGUCUCUGCCCAUCAUCAACGCCAGUGAGAUGUCUUAUCAACACUCAGCUGAUGAAGACUCGAGGUUAAACCUGGAGAGGUUGGGCAGCUCCUCCCUGCUCCAGCUCCUGCCAGAGCUCCUGGGCACCCUGAGUGAGGACAGCAAAGCAGGUCUUACCCCCAGCAACUACAACCCAGGGGAAAAUAUCAAAGAGAAUUUCUACAGGAACCACCCUCAAAAUGCUUUCCUGGGCCGCCUCCUGACCAAGGACAGGAAACAGUACAAGAAACGUGGGAAUCUUUCUGAGUGCUUCUGGAAAUAUUGUGUGUAA